Molecule: messenger RNA, 279 nt
Organism: Eruca vesicaria subsp. sativa (arugula)
Lineage: Eukaryota; Viridiplantae; Streptophyta; Magnoliopsida; Brassicales; Brassicaceae
Source: the annotation of a GenBank genome assembly
AUGCAAGUGCUGAUGAAAUACAGAGAAAGGCGGUACGGGUUAAUCCUACAUCUGAGGAGGGCAAUGUUUGUUGCACCAAGGUUCACAGCGCACAUGCAUGGGAAGGAAAUAUCUGUUAAGGUGGCUAGAUGCAAAACCCGGGUAGCAGGGGACGCGAAGAUUGCCAACCUGACCGAUUGGAGUAUUCUGGUGAUGGAUCCUAAACCCCCGUUUGAAAACAAUGGAAGAGGUAAAUGUGUUGAUGGAACUAGUGGCGACAAUGUUACCGUACAUAGCUAA